AUGUCUGUUCGAGCAAAAGGCAUAUUUGUUGUGGCCGCGAAAAGAACGCCAUUUUGCAAGUAUGGCGGAGCGAUGCAAAUGUUACCAGCGUCACAAGUUUUCGCUGAAGCAGCAAAAGAUGCCAUACGAUCUGCUAAAUUGAAUCCUAGUGUAAUUGAUUCUACGAUUGUUGGAAAUAUUAAUUUUCUAAGUCAGUGCGAUGGAGGGAAAACACCAAGAUAUUGUGGAAUUUACUCUGGAGUUCCCAUAGACAAACCUUCACUAGGUGUAAACAAAACAUGUGGGUCUGGUUUACAAGCGAUUAUAACUGGUGCGGUCGAAAUCCUGACAAAUUCCGCCAAAGCCUGCUUGGUGGGUGGGACAGAAGUUAUGUCGGCACUUCCUAUGCUCGUGCGGGACGUUAGAUUUGGAACUACCCUCAACAAAUCGUACGUAAUAGAAGAUUACAUUCAGAAGCCACUUUUGGAUACUUAUACCGGUCUGUCACAAUACGACAUAGCCGAAAAAAUAGCGAAGCAAAGAAAUAUUACUAGAGAAGAUGUAGAUCGUUUUGCGUUUGGAAGUUAUUUAAAAUGGAAAGCUGCACAAGACGAAAACUUAUUUAAAUCGGAAAUUACACCAAUAAAAUCAAUCCUAAAUGAUAAAGAAUAUAUCAUAUCAGUAGACGAAUUAGACGAAACUAGGUCUAAUAAUGACAUAGACAAAGCCGCAAAUUUAGGAGAUGGUAACAUUAUAACAGAUGGUAACUCGGCUGCUCCAGCAGAUGGCGCGGCGGCCUUAAUACUAGUAAACGAUGAAGUAGUCAAAGACCAAAAUUUGAAGCCGAUAGCUAAACUUUCUGGAUGGGCGUGUGUCGGCGCAGAUCCCCCAAACGAAUUAGGCGCAGUUGUGGCUAUUAAAAGGGUUCUAGAUUAUUUAAAUGUCACAAUAGAAGAUAUUGAUGUAUUUGAAAUAAAUGAGACUUUUGCUUCUGAAACACUUGCUGUAAUAAAGGAUCUCGGAAUUGAUGAGUGUAAAAUUAAUGUUAAUGGUGGCGCAUUAGUUCUUGGAAAUCCUGUGUCAGCUACUGGAGCAAGAAUGGCAACACACAUUGUCCAUUUUGUUAAGGACUGGCAAUACAAAGAUGGCAAUCGGUGCUUCUUCCUGCGGUGGUGGUCAGGGUAUAGCAGUUGCUUUUGA
Leptosia nina is the source of this 1179-nucleotide messenger RNA. Lineage: Eukaryota; Metazoa; Arthropoda; Insecta; Lepidoptera; Pieridae. The record is from the annotation of a GenBank genome assembly.